Adineta steineri is the source of this 615-nucleotide messenger RNA. The record is from the annotation of a GenBank genome assembly. Lineage: Eukaryota; Metazoa; Rotifera; Eurotatoria; Adinetida; Adinetidae.
AUGAAAGAACGUGCUCUCAACGAAGUAACGCCAAUCGGUAUGAUUUAUAAAGAAGAAAUUGCCAAAGCGGCCAUGACUCGAUCGGCUUUGGCUAUCUUUCGAACUAACACUGAAAUUUAUCAAGGUAUUGUCAAAGCUCGUCGAAAAACAUCACCAGCAUUACCACAUUCCAGCUUAUUCACCAUUCCAGAUAUAUAUAAAUCUACAAUGGAUGGCAAACGUUUUUUGUUGUAUGAUGGGUCGCCCGUCAGACCAGAACUAUCUAUGGAUGGAACGUUCAGCAAAACACCACCUAAUUUCCGUCAAAUUAACAUUAUCCAUGCGGUGAAUUUUGAUAUUUGUUUACCAUGUGUAUUUGGGCUGCUAGAGAUCGCAUCUGAACGUGGUAAGUGUUUCUCACCCAUGUUGAUAACAACUGAUUUUGGAUCUGCAGUACUUCCUGUAUUAAUAUUGGAAUUUCCAGGUUCGAAACAUAUGGGAUGUUUCUUCCACUUCUGUCAAGCAGUGUACCGCCAAAUACAAUCUCUAGGACUACAACAGCAGUAUACAGAAGAUGAAACAUGCCGUUGCCUGUGUCGAAAGUUAAUGGCACUGGUUUUAAUGCCAACAGAUUAA